AUGCUCGCGGUGAGCAUCCUCUCUGCCGAGCUCCGCUCCGCCUCAGAGGCUAGGCAGAAGCUGACUACGGCCCUGGCCGCGCCGGAGCCAGUGCGGGCGUUCGACCUCGCCGUCCUGGUCGCGGCUGAGGAGCGGCACGAGGAGGAUGUCGGCGAGAUAAGAGAGAGUAUUGACCAGAGCAUCGCCGAGCUCGCGGAGCGAUCGUCGACGCGUGUGCGCCUCGCUGAGCUCGUCGGCAGCGCUGCGGACGAGCAUGCAGUCGCUGCGGCGGUCGGCGCAACGCUCUUUGGCUCUGGUGCGCCCGACGACGACGGAUCUGCCUUCUUCGCCGGCUCGAGCGAGGCCGAUUACUACGAUCCGGCCAACUCAUUUGUCGACGCGGUGCUGCAGCGGAGGGUCGGCAUCCCCAUCUCGCUGGGACUCGUCUACUGCGAGUGCUGUGAGAGGCUCGGGCUACCGAUGGUGGGCCUGAAUGCGCCGGCGCACCUGCUGGUAGCGCCCGCGGACCGCAGCUUGGGCUUUGUGGUUGAUGCGUUUGGAGGCGGCUCGAUCCUUGACGCGGACGGCGCGGCGGAGCUGGUGGCGCGCAACGCGGGCAUGACCUUCGACUACGCGCUCGGCGGGCGCACUGUCGACGGCGGCCUCCAGCGCGGCCGGAUCCUGCUGCGCAGCCUGCGGCAGCGGCCGAUGACGCCGGCGAUGUGGUGCAGCAGGAUGCUGCGCAACCUGCUCGCGGUUCACGCGGCGGCGGGCGACGUCGUGCGCACGCUCGGCGCGACCGAGCGGCUGCGGAUCGUGGGGGAGGCGCACCCGUCGGCCACAAGCCCGCGCGAGCAGCGCGAGUGCGCGGUGCAGCUCGCCGCGUGCUUGCGCACACUCCGCUGGGAGGCGCGGCGGGAAGAGGCGGCCGCGCUCCUCGCCGAGGCGCUUCAGGGCGCUGCGGGCGGAGAGUGGGCGGCCCGAGCGGCGGCGGGCGGCGGGGAGGGAGACCGCGCCUCGCUGCUCGCGGCGCGGCUGCUGGAGGAUGACCAGGAGGGGUUCUUCGCGAUGGGCAAGGGUGCGUAGAGUUCAUUCAAGUCGCGGCGGACGCAUCUUCGUUCGCGGAUUUUGUGUGCGAGAUCGAGAGAGAUUCCACAGACGCACUAUCCACACAUAAAACGCAGGUACAUCUCGC
Messenger RNA from Emiliania huxleyi CCMP1516, 1174 nucleotides. RefSeq lists its product as hypothetical. The transcript has 4 exons. NCBI's taxonomy places the organism in Eukaryota, Haptophyta, Isochrysidales, Noelaerhabdaceae. The record is from RefSeq and is a predicted model, not a curated record. The coding region runs from base 1 to 1065 and encodes 354 amino acids.